GUUUGCGCAUAAUUUUCGUGAUUACCGUUUGUGAAGUAUCCAUUGCUGGCUACGCAGUGAAAAUGUCCGCUGACUACGCUAAUAAUCCCGCAGUGAACACUUUGCGGGAUUAUCUCCGCAUCCGCAGUGUUCAUCCUAACGUCAAUUACGAUGAAUGUCUAACCUUUCUACGAGGUGUAGCGGCUGCUAUUGGCCUACCAGUACAAGUAUUCGAGGUGGUGCCAAAGAAACCUGUAUUGGUGAUGACAUGGGAAGGUCUGCAACCGGACCUACCCAGUAUCUUGCUCAAUUCACAUAUGGACGUCGUGCCUGUGUUUGAGAAAAGUUGGAAACAUCCACCUUUUGCUGCCGAGAUAGUGGACGGCGUGAUCUACGGUCGCGGCGUUCAGGACAUGAAGUCAGUCGCUGUGCAGUAUUUGGAAGCUGUAAGACGAUUGAAAAAUAAGGGGAUUCGUCUAAAGAGGACGGUACAUCUCAGCUUUGUACCCGAAGAAGAAGUAGGCGGUGCUGAGGGUAUGGCGGAGUUUGUGAAGACGGAGCACUACAAAAACUUGAAUGUCGGCUUUGCUCUGGAUGAAGGGAUAGCGUGCGCUACCGAGGAGUACCAGGUCUUCAAUGGAGAGAGAACUAUUUGGCACGUAAGCGUUGUUUGUCCGGGAAAAUCGGGCCACGGAUCAUUACUGUUACCGGAUACUUGUGGAGAAAAGAUCCGGUAUAUUAUAGAUAAGUUCAUGGAUCUGCGGCAGGUUUCAAAGACUCGAUUGGAGAGUGAUCCAUCGCUUACCAUAGGUGACGUCACUUCCAUCAAUCUGACAAUGAUUAGUGGUGGUAUCCAAGAUAAUAUUAUUCCUGAAAAGAUGACGGCACAUUUCGAUAUCCGUCUCGCAACAUCUGAGGAUCUAGAAGCUUUUGAAAAUACGAUAAAGCAAUGGUGCGUGGAAGCUGGUGCGGGAGUGUCGUACAAUUUCACUCAAAAGGACCCCUACGUGCCGCCAACUGCCGUCGAUAACAGCAACCCUUAUUGGGUAGCAUUCAAAGCAGCGGUUGAUAAACUAGGUAUAAAGAUAGUGGUGCGGACAUUUCCCGGCGGUACUGACAGCCGGUUCAUACGGGCGACGGGCACGCCGGCCCUAGGGCUGACAGCAACACAUCUCACACCAUCUUCCCUGCAUGAACAUGAUGAGAAUCUGCCAGUGGAGCAAUUCCUCAGAGGUAUAGAGAUAUACGAAGAGAUAUUACCGUCAGUGGCUAAUAUAUAAUGGACUGUUUAUAUUUUUGUGCUUUAAAUGUUAUUUGAUCUUUUGAUACUAAA
Messenger RNA from Papilio xuthus (Asian swallowtail), 1312 nucleotides. RefSeq names its product aminoacylase-1-like. The transcript has 9 exons. Gene Ontology annotation, molecular function: aminoacylase activity. Lineage: Eukaryota; Metazoa; Arthropoda; Insecta; Lepidoptera; Papilionidae. Gene Ontology annotation, biological process: amino acid metabolic process. The record is from RefSeq and is a predicted model, not a curated record. Bases 63 to 1259 code for a protein of 398 amino acids. Gene Ontology annotation, cellular component: cytoplasm.